Oncorhynchus gorbuscha (pink salmon) is the source of this 2286-nucleotide messenger RNA. RefSeq names its product integumentary mucin C.1-like. Bases 230 to 1012 code for a protein of 260 amino acids. Lineage: Eukaryota; Metazoa; Chordata; Actinopteri; Salmoniformes; Salmonidae. The transcript is spliced from 11 exons. The record is from RefSeq and is a predicted model, not a curated record.
GGGGCCCGAGAAAGACUUCUCCCACUGGCCGACGCAGCCUCUCCAGCCCCCAACCCUCCGCCCUCGAGGGAAACUCCCUCUACUUCCUCCCCUUCUUUAAAGGAUGUGCCAAAAUAAGCAGCUAUGGGCCAGACGAUGAACACCUUUUCCACUGGUUGAUAGCAGUGGCUCACACAGUUCUGAAGAACCCUAAGAAGCAGCCUGGAGGGAAACGCUCAGUAGAACCACCAUGGACACCGUUAAGAUAGCCUUACUCAUCUUCCUUCUAACCUCGCUCCAGCUCCUCACAACAGAUGCUUCUUUUGUUACCACACAAAAAUCAGCAGAACAUUCAACAACAGGCAAACCAUCAGAAACUACGACUGUUCCUCUUUCCACUGUAAAGAACCUUGGUGCAAAUGUUACUGCAACCAGCGUUACUGCAACCAGCGUUACUGCAACCAGCGUUACUGCAACCAGUGUGACCCCAACCAGUGUGACCCCAACCAGUGUGACCCCAACCAGUGUGACCCCAACCAGUGUGACCCCAACCAAUAAUUCUACCUGGAAUUCUGCCACAGCGCUUGCUACAUCAAGAGUAACAGAAAAUACAAAAAUGUCAUCCUCACCCCAAGCCCCAGUGAAUUCCGCAUCUCCAUAUACUAAGGAUAAUGAAACACAAGGGACCCAGGCCCCAACAACUGUUACCAAGAGUGACAUUUCUCACCUUAACAAAAAGCUCUCAGGUUCAGAGGAUGAAAAUACAGAUCAAGAUAAAGUCAAGGACAAUAAGAAUACGGAUCAUGUCGAUAAGAACCUGCUGUGGAUUCUUUUGCCAGUCCUGGCACUUGUGGGGGCUGCUGUCGUGGUCCUUCUGAAAAGUAAAUGCAUGAAGGACCACGAUCACACAGAGAUAACUGAUAAUGGAACAGAAAAUGCCUCUUUCCAGAGCAGGCCAGACAACGCCAAAGACGGUGUCAUGCUUCUCGGGGUGAAGUCUUCAGGUGGUGAAGACAAUGCUGCUGCAAGAUAAACGGGAGGCCAUCCCAUUUGAAAGGACCAAUGGAUGAGGACGAGCUCUUACAACCCGAAAAAUGGUCCAGAUCCCUUCACCUUCAACGAUCUAAACCUUUAUGGACAAUCAAAUACAGCGUUACAGAAUCACAAAAGUUACUGAAGUGGGAACAUUUGUAUAUGGUUUGUGAGUAUUGUAGGAUAUGGGGCUCUUAACUGAACACGUGUCUGUUAGAAGGUAUAGCAUGUUUUAUUAUGUACUUCAUUGUUUUGUGUAUUCCUAUUUUGAUGGUAAUUUAGUCAAGAAGGAAUUGUGAUUUUAAUUUAAUCAAGACCAAACAUACAGACAUUUUAGUCAGGAAAACGAUGCUGGAUUCUGAAUUAACAUGAAUAAAUGAACCCAAAUUCUCAUUGUCUGAGUGUAAGAUGAUUGUCUCACCCCUGUAUUCAAGAUACGGGUUUUGAUUUGAUUAAAUCACCCAAACAUGCAUGAAAUCCAAAUGUACUGAACCUGAAUUCAACACACAAUUCCUCGAUUUAAACCAGUUAGUGACCAAUACACAUGGUUAACAAGUGUUUGUAUGCUUUAAAUCUGUUUAAAAUAAAUAUUUAGUUUUCAGUGUAAAUGCCAGGAUUGUAAAGAUGAGCUUUUUUACCAGUAUGUUUCCUGCUUUUGAACAAGUUAUUCUGUAUAUUAGCUGUUGCUUGUCAGAAAACCUUUGUCAAAUGUUUCCCAAGGAGGGUUGGAUUUGUUUAAAUCACAGAUGUAUGUUUCCCAAGGAGGGUUGGGUUUGUUUAAAUCACAGAUGUAUGUUUCCCAAGGAGGGUUGGGUUUGUUUAAAUCACAGAUGUAUGUUUCCCAAGGAGGGUUGGGUUUGUUUAAAUCACAGAUGUAUGUUUCCCAAGGAGGGUUGGGUUUGUUUAAAUCACAGAUGUAUGUUUCCCAAGGAGGGUUGGGUUUGUUUAAAUCACAGAUGUAUGUUUCCCAAGGAGGGUUGGGUUUGUUUAAAUCACAGAUGUAUGUUUCCCAAGGAGGGUUGGGUUUGUUUAAAUCACAGAUGUAUGUUUUACAACAUUUGGGGUUAAAGCAAAUAAACUAAACGUGUUUAUGUUUUGUAACGGAGCAAAUCCAUAAGAUUUCCCUCUGGUCAAAGAUGAUUUGAAUUUCAAAAAAUACAGAACAGCGCUGUUUUACUGAUCGGCAUUAGUUGAAUAUUUGUUGUUUUGCACCUGUACAUGCUAACAAAACAUUGGCGCCAUUAUACAAUGAUUAAAGUUCAUGUUGAUUUUGGA